Messenger RNA from Pieris macdunnoughi, 936 nucleotides. The record is from the annotation of a GenBank genome assembly. Lineage: Eukaryota; Metazoa; Arthropoda; Insecta; Lepidoptera; Pieridae.
AUGGCCAAAGCAUUUGACACUGUCUCCAUCCCACAUCUAUUAUCUAAACUAAAAACACUUGGCAUUCGUGGUUUACCUUUAAAACUGCUAACAAACUAUCUUAGUAAUAGAAAACACAGAGUCAAGGUCGAAAACCAUGUUAGUGAUGAGUGUGAGGUUAAGUUUGGCGUGCCUCAAGGCAGCAUCCUCGGUCCUACCCUAUUUUUAAUCUACAUAAAUGGCCUCUGCCAGCUUAACUUACAGCAGGGCAAAAUCUUCACCUUUGCUGACGAUACCGCGCUUUUCUUCAGUGGAGACAACUGGAAUGAGUUCGCGCAAAAUCACGCUAAUUGGCAACUUCGACAUUGGAGGCCAGUGCUUUUAACUGACGAAUCACGAUUCCGUCUAACACGUUGCGAUGGUGGUCUCCGUGUUUACAGACGCCCAGGCGAGCGAUACAGUGCAGUAGCAGUCCAGGAAUAUGACAAAUUUGGAUGUGGCUCUGUGAUGGUUUGGGGCGGAGUUAGUUUGGACGAGCGCACAGAUCUCGUCGUUAUUCCCGGGCGCUUGUGUGCUCAAACUUACAUUGAAAAUGUGCUCGAAGAUCAUGUUUGGCCCGCAGCAUAUGGUAUGGGCCCAGAUUUUCUUUUAAUGCAAGAUAAUGCCAGGCCGCAUACUACAGCUAUCACGUCAGAUUACUUACGACAGCAGGAAAUCCGUGUAAUGGAGUGGCCUUCCAUGAGCCCUGACCUAAAUCCAAUUGAACACAUUUGGGACUUGCUUGACAGGCGCAUCCGGAAGCGUCCGAUUGCACCUCAAGCACUGCAGCAGCUCACUGAAGCGUUGAUUGAAGAAUGGGAGCGAAUUCCACAAGAAGAUAUUCGGAGGAUCAUACGAAGCAUGCCGCGUCGUUGUCAAGCCGUGAUUAGGGCUCAUGGAGGCCACACACGUUACUGA